UUGCAUCACGUGACCGGAAGCCAGAGUUGAUAGUUCAACGGUAGACGUCGAUACUUUCGUGGUGUGAGAAGUUUAAAACAGUGCUGUCGGCCGUUUUUCCUUCCGAGUACCUGAGAAGAAGCCGUUUUGCUGAUAAUUCCUCAGACUUUAACUCAUUGAACGCGGACUGUUGUGGCCUUAAAGCCGCCAACAUGCUUGCUAACUUUAGUUCCAGGUUGUGCUGUUGGUGGACGCUGGUGCUAUGCAGUUGAAUAACGGCUAACUGUCUCUUCAGUGACGUCCUGAGGGCUUUCUGACAAGACAGCACAAACAAUCCUCACUUGUGUGUCCCAAACACGGACGCGUUGGAGCUGGCUCGAUAAGGACAAGUGUCGUCGUUAGCGACAGCAGAUGCUUCCUCUAUGAGGCGAGCGACCGCCACCAUCAUCCCACCCGAGAAUUACUCCAGCUCCUGCAUCAUCAUCAUCAUUUUCUUCUUUUUCAUCAUCCUGAGCCAUCAGGAUGUUGGAGGGGCUCGUAGCCUGGGUGCUAAACACUUACCUAGGAAAAUAUGUCAGUAAUCUGAACACAGAUCAGCUCUCCAUUGAACUUCUUAAAGGUGCAGUGGAACUGGAAAACCUGCCACUGAGGAAAGAUGCCCUCCGAGAGUUUGACCUGCCAUUUGAAGUCAAAACAGGAUGUAUUGGGAAGAUCACUCUGCAGAUCCCGUUCUACCGGCCUUACAGUGACCCCUGGGUCAUCUCUAUGUCCCAGCUCAACCUCAUCAUCGGCCCCACUCAGCCGCAGGAGUUUGACGCGGAGAAGGAAAAAGAGGAAGCGAGGGAACGCAAAAAGUACCUCCUCAAAACUCUGGAAGAUAAAUUCAAAAGUGAAUGUGAACAGAAAGGAGAAUCAUACUGGUAUUCUGUUGUCACCAGGAUUAUUGAAAAUUUUGAAUUAAAGAUCCAAAAUGUUCAUCUCAGAUUUGAGGAUGACGUUUCCAUCCCAGACAAGGCCUUUUGUUUUGGAGCAUGUAUCAGCAGUGUGUCGGCUCUGAAUCCUUCAAAAGAAUCGAUCCAUAGGCCUUUUAAACAGAAGCAAGUGGAAAUAGAAGACUUCAGUGUCUACUGGGACACACAAUGUGACAUGCUUGGAAAGCUCCCUGCCGACCAGAUCCUGGAAGCAAUGGCUCAGUGCAUGCAGAGUCGGCAGCACCAAUAUAUUUUCGAGCCAGUGCGUGCCUCAGUGCUCCUCAGGAGGAACACCUCCUUGGAGCCACUGAGGACCCGUAACAUCCCCAGGAUCGAGGGCCAGGUCCAGCUGGAGCCCAUGUCCCUUCGUCUCUCACAGGUCCAGUACCAUCAACUAAUGGCUUUCCUGAAAGAAGUAGAGCGUAGAGAGAGGGGGAUGCUCUUUAGAACAUCAAGACCCAAAGUCCCAAUUUCUGGGAACUGCAGAAUAUGGUUCCUGUUUGCCAUUCAGGCAAAUCUCAGUGACAUCAGAGAGCGGCGGAGGAGAACCAGCUGGACGUUUGCCCUGCAGCGUGCCCGGGACGCACUGACCUACACCAAACUUUACUUCAGAAGGCUAGAUGCUGCCUUCCUGAGUCCAGAGGACAAGGCUGAACUUGAACGAAUUGAAGAGGAGCAGACGCUGGAGGAGCUGCAGAUUCUCAGAGAAGUUGUCCAUGACAGGUUUCGAUCCAAGGAAGAGAUGGCAGAUAACGUUCGGGAGCCUAGCAGCAGCCCCCAAGCUGCUUCAUCUGCCACAUCUGUUCCUAAAAGUGGAAGCUACGGAAUGAUUCAGUACCUCCAGUCUUGGUUCCCUGGUUGGGGCGGCUGGUCUGGAAACACGCAGAAUCAGGACACGCCUGAAGAACUCCUGCCAAGUCCAUCAUCCUGGGAUAUUCUAGCAGAGACAGGGAAUUUGUUCGACCCACUGGAGGACUCCCACACUCUGAACACCUUCACUAGACGAGAUUACAUGUUUGCUCGACUGGAGUUCUUUUUGGAGAAGGGCGGAGUCACUCUUUUUCACGAGGAAAGGAGAGCGAACUCGAUGCACGAGAGUGGAGUAAUCCAGCUGGAGUUCUCAGGAGUGAAGGUGAUCGUGGAAUCUCUUCCUCGCUCGGAGUCGUCCUUACUCUCCGUUAAGCUGGGCAGUCUGUUCCUCAGAGACCUGACCACUCAGGGCACCAUGUUCCCCUUCCUGGUGUCGCCCAAAAUGGACAAAGUUGUUGUUGCUGUUAGUCAGUCCAUGAGUCAGCACAGCGCUGCUGCUGAGUGCGAUGCCGAGUUGACUUCUCCAGUGUUCGAGAUGAUAUACGAGCGCAACCCAGUGAGGUCCAAAUUUGAGAGGAGGCUGGAAGUGCACACCAGUCCAUUAAACAUAAUCUACAAUCCACAAGCCAUGAAAAAAGUGACUGAAUUCUUCUAUAAAGGAAGAGUUCACACUUCAGGCUUUGGCUACCAGUCUGAGCUGGAGCUAAGGGUGGCUGAAGCUGCAAGGAGGCAGUAUGACAAGCUGAAGAAGCAAACCAAGGCGGAGAUUCGACAAACCCUAGAUCAGCUGCUCAUUGGAGAGUUCAUUGAAAACAGCAAGCGCUGGACAAUGAAGCUGGAUAUUUGCGCGCCUCAGGUGAUUUUCCCCGAUGACUUCCAGUCAGAAAACCCGAUGCUCGUUGUGGUGGACUUAGGCAGGAUCCUUCUGACCAACUCUCAAGAUGACAGCGUCGUCAGCUCUACAGCUGCUCAACCUCAGCAUGAAGUCCUGAGUGACGAGGAGUACCAAACCCCUCUGGCCACCCCGCCCGAUUCUCCAGUUGCAACUGAAGUGCCUUUAAAAGAGCUGUUUAAAAACCCAGAACUUCCCAGCCUCAGUUCUCCGGAGGCUGCGAAGGCCUACAGCAAGAAGCUCUAUGAGAAGUACUGCCUUUCAUUCAACGACCUGCAGAUUAUGGUCGGGCGCUACAAGGACAGCUGGAAGCACCUUCAGGACAGCGAAGUGGGACCAACCCACGUUGUGGAGAAGUUUAACGUUUUGCUGCAGCUUGAGCAGCGGCUGCGCUACACUUCGGACCCUCAGCUGCCCGGUGCGGUGCUGUCGGGAACUCUGCCGGAUCUAAAGGUGCACAUCAACCUUGAGAAGAUGACCGCCAUCAGGAAUUGUCUGGCACGGCUCAGCAGGCCAGCCGAAGACGACAGCGGCCCGGGGAAAGAUCCGAGCGUAGCGUCCCCUGACCCUCCCACGCUGCGUCGGGACAAGAUCUUCCACAGAGUGGACGAUUCUGCCAAGAACCUGACGCAGAGCGUGAUGACCUUAGAGCAGCACACACGGGAAGUCCUGGUGGAAUCCCGCCUGCUGUUGGCUGAGUUCAAGAUCAACUACAUGCAGCUCGGUGUGGAGAGCAACGGCCGCUAUAUUUCUGUCUUUAAAGUGUUUGGCACUGACGCUCAUUUUGUCAAGCGACCUUAUGACGUAGAAGUCGCUCUGACGGUUCACGGAUUUCUCCUGGUCGACACGCUGCAGACAUACGGUUCCGACUUCGACCUGCUCGUUGCGUCUCAUAAGCAUCUGAGCUUCGACGUUCCCACCGGUAGCCUCAGGGAAAGUCAGCCGUCUUCCCCCACUUUGUGUGACGAGCAGACCUCUGAGCAUCCUGGAGUCCAUUCUGGGUCAUUCUCUGAUCCGUCCCCAUUUAGUUCCUUCCUGAAAGACCAGGAUGCCCUCAUUAAGCUCGAGUACCAGUUUGUGAGCUCAGACUGUCCCUCCAUGGACCUCAACAACUCCCUCCAGGCCACCAGCAUUCAGGUCAACAACCUGGACAUCAUUCUCAACCCUGAGACCAUGGGGGAGCUGCUCAAGUUCCUCCAAAAGGCUUUCCCCAAAGAGGAGAAUGCAUCAUUCGUCCAGGAGUAUCCAACGGAGCUGUCCAGUGAGGAAGAAGACCGGGCCUACCAGGCAACGUACGACCAGAACAAGGAGUUAACCGUGGAGAUCCACCGCCUCAACCUACUGCUCAUGCAGACCGUUUCCUCCGGCACCGCCCUGGCAGUCGAGAAGAAAGGCCUGAAGAUCGCCACCGCCAGCAUCUCUGGUACCAAGGUCAACGUUUCCCUGGGAAGCCAUCUGGACGUCAGCGGUUCCCUGGGAUCCGUGCAGCUGGUGGAUUUAACCCAAGAGGCAGGCCGAAACCAGUUUGUGGUCAGCAUUGGGAGUGCUGAGGACAUCUCCUCGAGUCCCAAAAGUUUAACGUUUCUGCCCGACGACCGAGAGUCUCAAACAGACGCUCUGAACUUUCAGUUGAAGGAGAAAUCUAAGGGAGAGUGUUCUUUGGAGCUAAAAAUGGCGUCUCUGCACUACAACCACUCGGCCAGGUUCCUGCGUCACCUCACACUGUCAGCCAACGAACUGGAGGACAGUUUCCGCUCCGUGUUGAAAAACGCCGCCACGACCGUGUCGACGGUUCUCGCCUCCAAGACGGCGGAGUACAGUGGCAGGGUUUCGCUCUUUGAGACGCCGUCACGGAGAACCCGUACUUCCAGCCAGAGCUGGGGGUGUUCGUUUGACCACGAGGAGGACAUCUCUAUGAGGGAGCCUGAAUCCGCCCUGGACACCUUCUUCGUGAAGCUGACCCUCAACAUCGGCAUCGAGUCGCCGGUCGUAUCCAUUCCUCGGAAACCCGGACACCCCGAGCUGUUGGUCGGCCAUCUGGGGAGCAUUACCAUCCAGAACUUUGUCAAUGGCAAAGACUCUCUGAGAGAGAGGCUGGAGGUGUUGGUGAAGGACAUCCGACUGUACUCUGUCAACACCAGUCACUUGGUGUUGAAGAGACCGCCCAGAGAGGAGAUAGCCCCCACGUCCUCACCAUCCCACACUGGAAACUUCAACACGGAUGAAUCCCAGUUCACACGCCACGACUUCUUUGAGUCCCUCAGCCGGGGAGAAGCCUUCCACAUACUGAAAGACACCACUAUUCACUUCACUUUUGAGAAAACUCCAGUCGAUGAGGAUUCUGAGUUCAUCCUGCUGACGACAGAUGAGCCUUUCAGAAGCACAGGCCAGCUGACAGUCCAAGGAAAAUUUGUCAACCCUGUUGAGGUUUGUCUGUGUAAACCCGUGUAUGAGCAAAUUCUCCAGACUCUGGACAAUCUCUCCCUGAUUGAGGAGCAGCCUCCGACCCCCAGCCAGCCGCCGACGCCGCCCCCGCCCACCCCGUCCUCCUCCAGGCCUCACGGCUUCCCCGACCCCCAGGGCGGCCUGUUCGCCAGAGACCCGCCCUCCUCUCUGUCCUCUCCGCUGUUCCUGCCGUCUUACCGGCCCGUCCUUCAGCCGCCGACCUUCACCCAGCUGAAGGUCACUCUCCUCGUGGCGGAGCUGCAGGUCCAACUGAGCGCAGACCUCACACAGGGCUCCCAGGGUCUGGUCAGCGUGCGCUUCCAGGACCUGGAGGGCCGCUUCACCAAGGACCACCCGCAGCUGCUGGAGGUGCAGCUGGCUCUGCGCUCGCUGCUGAUGGAGGACCUGCUGGACCCCAACCCUGACUCCAAGUACAAGUACCUGAUAAAGUCCCACGGCGUCCCCAAGCCGUCCACCUUCAGCUCCAAGGAGUACCUGUCCCGCAGCUGCCCGUCGCGGUCCAAUGCUCUGUCCCCAGACAUGCCGCGCUCGCUGCCCGCCUACAUCAAGGAGACGCAGAACGUCUUCCAGCCCUACCAGAGGCACCCCGCCACGCCGUCCGCCGGCCGCAAGUCCAAGAAGGACCCGGACUUCCCCAGCACCCCGCCUCCCUCUCCGACGCCGCGCUCCGGCUCCCCGCAGCCCAACUCCAACUUUCACGACUCGUUGGUUCACAUCAACAUGCUGCUGGUGGAGGCCGGCCACCCGGAGUUCAGGACGCGCUACGGCGGCGUCGGCCGCAGUGUGGACGUGGACUUCAACUGCCUGGACAUCCUGAUCACGCUCCAGACUUGGGUCGUCAUCCUGGACUUCUUCGGGAUCGGCUCCACGGCCAACAACCACGCAAUGAAGCCGGCUGCCGGGCAUCCGCUGUUCAAGCCGGACGGCGGCGAGGAGGAGGAGGAGGAAGAGACAGCACCGGUGGUCAACACCAAACUGGACCUCAAGGUUCAUUCUUUGACUCUCAUCCUGAACAAGAAGCUCCAUGAACUGGCCAGAGCGAGCGUGUCAAAGUUAUCCAUUCAUCUUGAUACGCACGACGGCGACCUGAGGAUACACGGCAGUUUGGGAAGUCUGUCCCUGAGUGACUUGACCCCGCACGGCGACUUCUACAGAGAGCGCUUCACCACUCAGGGAGGGGAGGCGCUGGUUUUCAACAUCCUCAGGUACGGCCAGCCGGAUCUUGACCUGCAUCGCGAGUGUGACAUCAAGGUGUUGCUGCAGAUGGCGUCUGUUCAGUACGUUCACACGCAGCGCUUCCAAGCCGAGGUGGUAGCCUUCAUCCAGCAUUUCACCCAGCUGCAGGACGUCCUGGGCAGACAGAGGGCGGCCAUGGAGGGCCAGGCGGUGCGUGAUCAGCCUCAGAGGGCAUCCAGGAUUCUGCUGGACAUCGACGCCGGCGCUCCGGUUCUGAUCAUCCCCGAAAGCUCGCAGUCGCCCCGGGUGAUCGUGGUCAACCUGGGCCAGCUGAAGGUGCAGAACGUCUUCCUCCCGGCCGGGUCACACGGAACCGUCUCCCUCCGAGACAAGGAACGCGUCAGGAGCGCAGCAGAAGGAACGAGUAAAGCUCAGGAAAAGCCGAAAGGUUUUCCUUCCGGCUCCGCUUCAUCGUCAAGAUUUGGCCUCAGCAGACCCAAAGAGGCGAACAGCAGAACCAUCCCUGAGGCCGAGGACCCGACCAGCUCGGAAGACCAUGUGUGUCUGCUGGAUUGCAUGGCCCUGGACCUGCAGGAGAUGGACAUCUUUGCUGCGGAGCGCUGGCCCUGGGAUGGCACCGGGAAGCCCGAACCCUCGGACCUGAUCUUCCCUUCCUACUUGGUCAGUCGAACCGGAGACAACCUGCUGAAAGACUGCUGCCGCCUCACGCUGAAGGUGGAGCGCAACCUGGACAAGGAGCUGAGCCACGCCGUGCCUGACACGUCCAUACACGGCAGCUUGUCGUCGGUUCACUGCUCCCUGGACAGGAAGCACUACCAGCUGAUCCGGGGCAUCCUGGAGAACAACCUGGGAGAACCGGUGGAGGAGUUCCUGCGGCCCUACAACCUGCAGCACCCCAGCAGCUACACCGUGUUGAGUGGAGUCGUCUUCACCAACCUGUCCUUCCUGGUGGACAUGACGGACGUCAGCCUGGAGCUGCUGGACAGCCCGACCUCUGCUGACAACAGGAACUCUUUAGCCAGGUUUGACUUUGUGAAAUCCAAAGUCCUGUUUGAGAGUUUUUCCGACGGCUCCAAGUCAGUGAACCUGGUGUCUCACUCUCUGCUGGCAAACGACACCAGAUUCACUGGAACCACGAAAAGCAGCGAAAAUAGCAGGUGCAACGUGUUUGACUGCGUCCUGCAGCCUUCGAAAACAGGAACCAACCAGGCGACUCUGCAGCUGGAGCUGCACUACAGAUCCACGCGGGACUCCUCCAGCUUCACGGUCGUCCUCAACAACUUGCGGGUCUUCCUGAUCUUCGACUGGCUGCAGCUGGUGUAUGACUUCCUGCAGCUGCAGCCUGAAAACGCCACGGAGAGCCAGCAACGCUGCCACAGCAGCGCCGCAGCCGCCAGCACCGCAGCCGGCAGCGCCGCCACAUCCGUCAUGCCAAAGACGGUGAAGACCGGCGUGGUGACGAAGAGGUCCACGGUGAUGGUCAGUCAGGACCGCUGCCUGGAGGUGAAGAUCAACAUCACAGGCACAGAGUUUGUGGUGGUGGAGGACGUUUCCUGCCUCGACACCAACGCCAUCAUCCUGAAGGGAACCACGGUCCUCACGUACAAGCCCCGCCUGCUGGACCGACCGUUCUCUGGCAGCCUGGCCGGAAUAGAGGUGUUCUCGUGCCGGCUGGGCAGCGAGCAGGAGACGGCGCUGUCCAUCAUCGACCCGGUCAACGUGCAGCUGGGGCUGUGCGGCAGCCCCACCUACCCCAGCACCUCGGGGCUCCUGGACGCUUUCAACGUGGAGGACAUCCCGCCGCUGCUGGAGAUUCAGUUUCCUGCUCUGGACAUCCGUCUCUCCUACAACGACAUCCAGCUCUUCCUGUCCAUCGCCAAGUCCAUCUCUGCUGCCCAGGCUCCGCCUUCUCAGGCUGACUCAGCCAAUGAAGCGCCGCCACACAAAGAUGGCGUCCAGGAGAAGACGGAAAGCCUCAUCGAAACCAAGCUGAGCCACUUACAAAACCUUGGCUUCAGAAGAGAGGACUGCAAAAAAGCCCUGAGCAGCUGCAAAGGCCACCUGGACCAGGCGGCCACCUGGCUGUGGGAGAACUCGGAGAACAUUGCGGGGCUUCCCAGAAGCCGGGCCGACUCCGGCUCCAGCAGCCACGCCUGGCCAAUGUCCGGCGUGGAGGUGAAGGCCGAGAGCGUCUGCAUCUGCUUCAUCGAUGACUGCCUGGACUGUGACAUCCCGCUGGCUGAGCUCACAUUCUCCAGACUAAAUGUGCUGCAGCGCAUUGGCUCCACCCAGGAAGGAAACGCCAGCUUCACGCUGUCCGGAGACUACUACAACAGAGAGCUGUCAGGCUGGGAGCCGUUCAUCGAGCCCUGGCCCAGCGCCCUGUCAUGGCAGAAUCAGGCUGCUGGUCGACUCCACCCUCCACGCCUGAAGAUCGACGUUCGAGCAAAGCAGAGGCUGGACGUCAACAUCACCUCUGUUCUGCUGGAUCAGUACAAAACCACCAAGACUUCCUGGAUGGCUGAUUACUGUAAGGCAGAAGAGCAGGCUCCUCCAUCUCCGACCCUCCACUGGUUGGAGUCCUCGGUCGACCCGCCUGGCUUUGGACAGAGUGCACCUCUGACUCACCUUAGAACUAGGAGCGCAGCCAGCCUGACGAGCCUCCAGCAGCAGACUCACUCCAGAGAUGUGAAGAUAUCAAAGAGGAGGCAGCCGUUUGUCCCAUACGCACUGCGAAACCACACCGGGUGCUCCAUUUGGUUCGCCACGUUGACCACAACCCCCACAAGGGUGGCGCUGUCCCACAGCAGCAGUACUGGCUCCAUCUCCGACCUCCAGAGUUCACGAACUGACGACAUUCACAACUUCAGUGAGUGGAGGGAGGUUCUGCCCGGCGAGGAGAUUCCCUUUGAGUUCAAGGCCCGGGAGAAACUACGUCACCGACAUACUCAUGAGCUGAAGCUCCACCAGCUGCUGGUCAGAGUCUGUGGCUGGGAGCAAGUUGAGCCGGUGUCGGUGGAAAAAGUGGGGGUUUUCUUCAGAUACGCUGCUCCGGACAGAAACAACCCUUCCACCACUGUCGGCAGCCCGAUCAGCAGAACCAGCAUCAUCCACCCUCAUGUUUAUUUCUCAGAGCUGCCCCCUGUCAGGGUGGUGUUCGCCAUCACCAUGGAGGGCAGCGCCCGGAAGGUCAUCACCGUGCGCUCGGCCCUGAUGGUGAAGAAUCGCCUGGAUGUCCAGAUGGAGAUCCGGCUGGAUAGCCCCUCUGUACACGACAAGCCGGUGGUGCUGCCUCCCAUCCUGUCUGGCCAGUCGUUAGCCAUCCCCCUCCACCUGACCUCCUGGCGGCUGCAGGCCCGGCCUCAAGGCAUGGGUCUGUUCUUCUGCAAGGUUCCGAUCUACUGGACCAGCGUGGAGCGACAUGGAGAGGCUAAAAGCAGCAAGAGGGACUGCCAGUCAGCUGAUGUUGAUGAGUCAAACAAACUCAACUUCAGAUUCUGUGUGGUCAUCAAGAAGGAGAACUUUCCAGAUCAGCAGCCGGCGAAGCCGCAGGUUUCCGGCGGCACCCAGUAUAUCUACCGGCAGCCGGGUCACACCAUCUACCUGCUGCCCACCGUGGUGCUGACCAACCUGCUGCCCUGUGACCUCAACUUCUAUAUCAAAGGAACCAACAUCAAAGGCUUUCUGAAGCCGAGAGAUGAGGCGGUGCUUCACUCUGCUGACACGUCCCAGAACAUAGAGCUGGGAGUCCAUGUGGAGAAUUUCCCCAACUGCAAAGAGCUGGUGAUUCUUCCUGGCACUCAGAACUACAUGGUGGACAUGAGGCUGUAUGACACCAACAAGCAGCAGCUGAAUCUCACCGUCCGCAUCGUCCAGAGAGCAAAAGGAGCGCUGAAGAUCCUGAUCUCUGCUCCCUACUGGCUCAUCAACAAGACCGGUCUGCCGUUGAUUUUCCGUCAGGACAACACCAAAACCGACGCGGCGGGGCAGUUCAGGGAGCAUGAAUUGGCCCGCAGCCUCAGCCCUUUACUGUUCUGCUACACAGACAAGGAGCAGCCCUUCAUGUGCACGAUGCGGAUUGGGAAAGGGAUCCACACAGACGGGGUUCCCGGUUGGUGCCAACGCUUCUCCCUGGAUGGAGGGAGCGGAGUCCGAGCCCUGAACGUCACCCAGCCGGGGAACAAACCGGGACUCGUCUACAACAUAGGAAUUGACGUGCGUAAAGGGAAAGGAAUCUACAGAGACACCCACAUAGUGACCUUUGCCCCCCGCUACCUGCUGGAUAACCACUCAACACACAAACUGGCCUUCGCUCAGAGAGAGUUUGCAAGAGGAAAGGGCGCCUCCAACCCUGAGGGGUACAUUUCCACACUGCCGGGCUCCAGCGUGGUUUUCCACUGGCCACGAAACGACUACGACCAGCUGCUGUGUGUUCGCCUCAUGGACGUCCCCGACUGCACGUGGUCCGGGGGCUUCGAGGUCAACAAACCAAAGUCCUUCCACGUCAACAUGAGAGACACGCUGGGGAAGUGUUUCUUCCUGCGGACCGAGAUCAGCCUUAAAGGAGUCACCUACCUGAUUUCCUUCACGGACACAGAUCAGCUGCCUCCACCUCUACGCAUCGACAACAUGUCCGAGGUUCCGAUCCAGUUCUGGCAGCAGGGUGUGGCCGACCUGCGGCUGAAGUCCGAGGUGAAGGCCGGGUCGGUGAUGGACUACGCCUGCGACGAGCCCACGCUGCCGCCGUGCAUCACCCUGAUCGUGAAGGGGGCGGGGUCGUCCGAGGUCACGGCCGACAUGAACUUCUUCAGGGAAUACAACAAGCUGUACUACGAGAACUUCAUCUACAUCGCCGCCACGCACACCUUCUCCCCGAACCUGGAGUGGAGAAAGGAUGGGAAACAGCGGCUGGGGAGCAGCGCAGAGUUGGUUCUGGACGUGGACCCAAAAACCCAACGGGUCAUCCUCAGGAAAAAGGAGCCGGGGAAGCGGUCCCAGCUGUGGAGGAUGACCGGGUCCGGCAAGCUGUGCCACGAAGGCUCCUCCCCCCCCCAGAGCAAGCCGUCCCAGCCCCAACCACUGGACACCUCCCUGGUUCUGGACAUCGCCGGGCUGGCUGCCGUCAGCGAUAACAAGUUUGAGCCGUUGAUGCUGAGGAGGCCCGACUUGCGCCGCAGCAUCACCCAGACCUGGUACUUCAGCGAAGGCAUGCUGACAUGCAGCCUUCCCCGCCUGGUGGUUCAGGUGAAAAAUGGUGUGGCGGGGCUGUAUGACGGGGCGGAGGUGGUUCUGGGGCCGGAUUCUGGUCUGGAUCAGCCCUGUCCAGAGCAGCAGUUCAUCAACCAGAAGAUGAGACCUGGAUCAGGGGUGCUGUCGGUCCAGGUUCUGCCAGAUGGACCGACCCGCGUCCUCCAGAUCAGUGACUUCAGUCAGAGGAGAAUGUUGUGGAGCUCCUCCAGCGUAGAACAAGACGCAAGCAAAGAAGAAGAGAAGGCGGCGCAGGAGCUGGAGGUGCUGGUUAACCUGGAGGAGGGUCUGGGCGUCUCUCUGGUCAACAAGCUGCCUGAGGAGCUCAUUUUCGUGACGCUCUCUGGUGUGGAUGUUCACUUCACGGUCACUGCAGUCACCAAAGUAUUGGACCUGCGCAUCCAGAACAUCCAGGUGGACAACCAGUUGCUGGGCACCACCCAGCCAGUGAUGCUGUGCGUCUCUCCCAGUACGGCAGACGACAGCGCCAACGAAGGCGGCCCCGCCCUGCAGGUCAACUCCGUCAAAAUUCCCAGCAGCCUCAUGUUCACCGAGCUCUUCAAGCACCUGAUGGUGACGGCGCGGCGCUUCACGGUCAUCAUCGACGAGAUGCUGCUGCUCAAGCUGCUCAGCUUCUUCGGCUACGGGAAGGUCGAAGCUGGGCUGGAGAACCUGGAUGAGAACCUGCAUGAGCGGCCCAGCGAGGACAGCGGGCCCCGGAAGCGUUACUACUUUGAGAACCUGAAGAUCAGCCUGCCUCAGAUCAAACUGAGCGUCCUCCCGUCUCACAAGCUGCCGCCGGACCUCAAGGCUCUUAAAGGCACCCUGGGCUUCCCGCUGAUCCGCUUCGAGGACGCGGUCAUCAACAUGUACCCGUUUACCAGAGUCCACCCCUACGAGACGCAGGAGAUCAUCAUCGACGACGUCCUCAAGCACUUCCGAGAGGAGCUGAUGAGCCAGGCGGCACAGAUCCUGGGCUCUGUGGACUUCCUGGGGAACCCGAUGGGCCUCCUGAACGACGUCUCCGAGGGAAUGACCAAGCUCAUCAAGCACGGCAACGUGCACGGCAUGCUCCUCAACGUCACGCACGGCGUCUCCAACUCCGCCGCCAAGUUUGCAGGCACGUUAUCGGACGGUCUGGGUAAGACCAUGGACAACCGGCACCAGACGGAGCGGGAGUACAUCCGGUACUGCGGCGCCACCAGCGGGGAGCACCUGGUGGCCGGGAUCCACGGCCUCGCUCACGGAAUCAUCGGGGGCAUGACGAGCAUCAUCACCUCCACCGUGGAGGGCGUGAAGACGGACGGCGGCGUCAGCGGCUUCUUCUCCGGACUCGGUAAAGGUCUGGUGGGAACCGUCACCAAACCCGUUGCCGGGGCGUUGGACUUUGCCUCGGAGACGGCCCAGACGGUGCGGGACAUCGCCAGCCUCAGCAGCCACAGACUCCUGGUCCAGUGCGUCAGGAAGCCGCGCUGCUGUAAGGGUCCUCAGGGUCUGCUGCCGCUGUUCUCAGCCACGCAGGCCGAAGGUCAGGAGCAGCUCUUCCGCCUCACCAACAACAUCCACUCUGAGUUCUUAAUGGCGGUGGAGCCGAUCGACACCUACAGCGUCCUCAUCUCCUCCAAAGCGGUUUACUUCCUGAAGCCGGGCGACAGCGUGAACCGCGAGGGCAUCGUCCUGGAGGUCAAAUACGAUGACCUCAUCCACUGCCUGGUCUCCAGGGAGUACGGGAAAGUUUACGUCCAGCUCACCAAGAAGGCGGAGAACUCCACCAGCGGAGUGUCCAUUCCCGGACCCUCGCAACAGAGACCCAUGGUCCAGGUGAAGAACGAGAGCCUCGCCUAUAAGAUCUCCAAGCAGAUCAACUUUGCCAAAAGCCUGUACUACGAGCAGCAGCUGAUGCUGCCGGCCGACGACAACGAAGACUACCUGCUGCUCGAAUUCUGACGUUUUCCUCCGAAGUUCUGAAGCGACUCGGCCGGAAAAACAUGCAACGCUCUAACAAACACUUUGAGACUCCUAGACUCUAAAAACUGACAGAACCACUAUUUGUUUUGGACGUUCACCAACACAUGUGAAUAUGUCUAGAAGAACCAUAAACUCUGUAAAUAUAUAUAUGUUGUUAUAUAUAUGUUGUUAUAAUAAAGAUAGGAUGUUAACAAGAAGCCGAGCGUCUAAACUCUAACAAGCUGCUCUUACAUGUGUGUGUGUUUGUAUAUAAGAGUCUAUUAGAGAACAUGAAACUGUAGAUCUGCGUUGGUUUUUAACCUUUUAUCGGUGAGUCGCUCUCUGCAGGAGUCGGCCUGAAUCAGACGGCAGGAAGUCCCAGAAGGAGCGACUCCGGGCAGGAAGUACCGCAGCGCUCUUAUUUAUCUGAUCCGCUGCUCAAGGUGUGUGCUUCACGUUGGGGGAGGCGGGCGGAGGGUUUCCUGCAGGGUCAGGGUUCCUCCACUCAGUUUGCUUCACAUUAUGGAUGCAAAUGUUCUGUUAUUGAUCCGACAGACAUGUAUUGGUUUAAAUUCACCCUUUAAUAUUUUUGCAAUAAAACAUUUUGUCAUUUAAA
Molecule: messenger RNA, 14125 nt
Organism: Xiphophorus hellerii (green swordtail)
Lineage: Eukaryota; Metazoa; Chordata; Actinopteri; Cyprinodontiformes; Poeciliidae
Gene: vps13d
Product: vacuolar protein sorting 13 homolog D
Exons: 71
Coding region: 502-13509 (4335 amino acids)
Biological process (GO): mitochondrion organization; protein targeting to vacuole; protein retention in Golgi apparatus
Molecular function (GO): protein binding
Source: RefSeq, a predicted model, not a curated record